This is a messenger RNA of Diaporthe batatas, 1479 nucleotides long. RefSeq lists its product as uncharacterized. The record is from RefSeq and is a predicted model, not a curated record. NCBI's taxonomy places the organism in Eukaryota, Fungi, Ascomycota, Sordariomycetes, Diaporthales, Diaporthaceae. The coding region runs from base 1 to 1479 and encodes 492 amino acids. The transcript has a single exon.
AUGGCCCCCGUGCAGUCUGUUGAGAUUGGGAGCGACGCUGACCUUCAGGUCAUGCAGGAGGAGGCCCUGUCCUCCCACGUUUCUGAAUGGCUGCAGCAUCUCCGGGCAAAGGGCAAGUCUCUGCGCCCCGAGGAUUCUCGCAGACUUCGGACCCAGUUCAUCGACGAAAUGCUCGAUGACAUAUUCGAAAUCCUGCCGCAACCUCUGAGGGAGAGCGAGGCUGAGUUGGACGCUCGUGUGUCCUACCUCAUCCACGAUUUCCUCAAGAUGGAAGCGGAGGCCAAGGUGGAGGUAGACGCAAGUCGCCCUCCACAUCGACAGGUCUGGGACGCGAUGCUCGCGAAGGCACGACUCCACAGGAGCGGGGCCAAGGAGUAUCGCUACCAGUCCUUUAUUGACAAUCAGGGGAGUGAGAAGCUUUUUGCCCUGCUCGAGAAAUGUGCUGACGACUUCGUCUGGAAGAACUGUGUGGUCGAUGGCAAGGCCAUCGAUCCCGAGUUCCUUCACAGCAUGAAGGAAGACUACCGGCACCAACGAUCAGGCUGGUACCUCAUCUUCAUGUGGGAUGAUGAGCGUCAAGUCUGGGAGUGGUAUCGGGUCUACGUCGGACAGGCCGGCGGCGGUGACAACAGUACGCGCACCAUUUUGGUCCGCGCGAACGAACACCGACGCAACGCGAAGAACAUCGACUGCACUCAACUCGUCUAUCGCGCGUGGAGGGCGUUCGAAGAUGAGGUUGAUGAGGUUGACGAGGAUAAGAUGAACAAUGCGAAGAUUCUCAAGCUGGGUUUCGCGCCGGAUGAGGGUGUAUUUCCUGAGUCCGGUGACGACAGCUUGUUUCUGAACAUCGGGGAGAUGUAUUUCUCCCUCAUCUUUCGUGGUCUUCAGGUCCAUGACCUGAUCAAGUGGCUGCCCGAGGGGACUGUGGCAGACUCUUCAGAACUGGCUCCGGUUGGUCUGAAUGUUGCUCUGCCCCUUGCUCAGGGAAAUGGCCUCGGCUCGAGGAUGGCGUUUGGCAAACUUGCUAAUUCGCCAGACCCCCAGGUUCGUGAGUAUGUCAGAGGUAUCCUCAGGCAGAACCUCCAAAAAGUGGUUGAUGACAAUUUCAAGAGCAUCACCAACGCCAUGCGCAAGAACGCCGCUUGGGCCAACGAGAACAUCUUUCGGGAUGGUCCCGCUGGCCAAACCGUUGAGGUCAAGUGUGGUUCCUGCGAUUGGGUCAAGGAGGACGACACUCCGCGCUACCUUGUGCGGACUGGUCAGUACCUCUCGCGUCCUAGUGGUUGUGCCAAUUGUCCCCUGUCGCAGGCGGACAAGAAAGCCAAGCGCUCGACGGCGAAGAAGACAUUCUUCCCGACAGAUGACAAUCUGUCGUCGGAGCGAGUGUCGUUAAUUUAUCGACGACUGGGUAAGGAUGGCUGGCCCGAGUACUACAAAGGUGUACGUGCUCGCGCCCCUCUUAACCGGAGAGGAGAGUGA